Molecule: messenger RNA, 1749 nt
Organism: Triticum aestivum (bread wheat)
Lineage: Eukaryota; Viridiplantae; Streptophyta; Magnoliopsida; Poales; Poaceae
Product: DNA-binding protein EMBP-1-like
Exons: 10
Coding region: 386-1327 (313 amino acids)
Biological process (GO): regulation of DNA-templated transcription
Cellular component (GO): nucleus
Molecular function (GO): DNA-binding transcription factor activity; sequence-specific DNA binding
Source: RefSeq, a predicted model, not a curated record
AGAGCCGCCGUCCUCUCGUGCGAUCUCGCUGCCGUCGCCCUCCGAUCCGCUCCUCCUCGUUUCCCGAGGAUACGCAGCUGGAUCCGCCGAUGCCGAUCCAGGCAGACGCGGCCGUCGUGGAUCACGAGGACACCGCCACCACCGGUGCCUCGGAUACGUCGCCCGUUGCGGAUCAGGAUCCCCAGGACGCCGACGCCACCGCGGAUCCACUGCCACGCACAGCUCGGGCCCGAGCCGCGAUGGGCUCAGCUGUGGCCGCUGCUGCGUGCGCCCUUCGUCUCCAGGCUCGGCGAGCCCCGCCGCCAGCCACCCCCAACCCACACGGAGUGGGCCGCCUCGAUGCACGCCUACUACGCGGCCGCCGCCUCCGCCGCCGGGAUCCCCUAUGCCGCGUGGCCGCUGCCGCCGCAGGCCCAGGACGCAGCAGCACGGCCUGGUGGCGGCCGGGCCGGGGGCCGCGUAUGGCGCGCCGGUGUCGUUCCUCAUGUACCACCACCCUGCGGCGGCGUACUACGCGCACGCGCACGCCUCCAUGGUCGCGGGGGUGCCUUACAUGGCCGGCGAGUCUGUCUCGGCGGCAGGGAAAGGGAAGAGGGUGGGGAAGACACGAUGUGUCCCUUCUGGCGAGAUCAAUUUCAGCUCCGGGAGCGGCGAUGCCGGGAGCCAGGGGUCAUUGGAGAAGGGAGAUACGGGCGCCAAUCAGAAGGGCUCAUCAUCAUCCGCGAAGAGGAGGAAGUCCGGCGCUGCAAAUACAGAAGAUGGGUUAUCAGUUAUCACAAACCAUAAUUCCUGGAUACAAGGUGAAUCUCAGGCUGCCACAGUGCAGAAUGCUGUAACCGAGCCGCCAUUGGAAGACAAGGAGAGGUCUACAUCCAAACUGUUGGUUUUGGCACCUGGGAGGGCGGCACUCACCAGUGCUGCACCGAACUUGAAUAUUGGGAUGGAUCCCUUGAGCGCUUCUCCAUCCUCCAUAGUACAGGGGGAGGUGAAUGCCGCAGCUUCUUCCCAGAGUAACGCUUCACUGUCUCAGAUGCAAGAAUGCGAAGAGCUAGCCCAGAAGGUAAGUGAGCUGACCGCAGCGAACGGCACGCUUAGAUCAGAACUCGGCCAGCUUAAGGACUGCAAAACCAUGGAAACAGAAAAUAAACAGCUGAUGCAGUCAGAGGGCCCUAGCGUUGUGACUACCCUGAGCAUCCAGGUCGAAGCGCCCGAGCCGCAUCCAGAUCGAAGCCCGAGACUCCCUGUAGUAGAGCACCUGCUGCCUCAAACUUCAGAGAAGAUGUGCACGAAUGGCUGUUUGGUCGCAGGUUACUCCAAGAAGAAGUAGCUAGAAUGCCCAUGUAUUGGUGCAUACAGAUUGGCGAUUGGGAGUUUUUUGAAGGGGUAAUCGACUCAUCUGUUGAUAUGAUUGGGAGGUGGCAUGAACAAAGUAAAGCAGAAGAAAGCGAGCUUGGAUGAUGGGUGGCGGCAUCAACCUACAAUUGUUUUGUGUCGGUCAGAGCAGGGAAGGUGUUAGGCACGAACCAAUCAACUAGGGCUUCUUGCUUUGACUCUCUUGCCGAACUAGGAGAAGUUAGCUCUUGCAAUGCAAUGAUCAAGCUUUUAAGAAAUUCUUGCAUACAUGUCUUUCAGUACUAUUUUUUCAUGGUUCAUCUGUGUAUGUCAUUUUCAUGAUGUAGUGAUUUUAUAAAAUAGUUACUUAUUAGUUGUAACCAUUGUUGUCAGAUCAAGUUGGAAGCUUAAUCUUCA